Sclerotinia sclerotiorum 1980 UF-70 is the source of this 615-nucleotide messenger RNA. RefSeq lists its product as hypothetical. The record is from RefSeq and is a predicted model, not a curated record. The transcript has a single exon. NCBI's taxonomy places the organism in Eukaryota, Fungi, Ascomycota, Leotiomycetes, Helotiales, Sclerotiniaceae. The coding region runs from base 1 to 615 and encodes 204 amino acids.
AUGACCUUUACACCUACCAAGCCACCUAUUCUCCUCGUCGUUGACCUUCAUCAGAUCGAGGUCGAUCCACCCUCUUCCUGGGGCCCUCGCUCUACUCCCCACCUCACUUCCAAUGUAUCAACACUUCUCAGCGCCUUCCGUAAACAUUCAUUUCCAAUAAUCCAUAUCCAUCAUCAAUCAAGUGAUCCCAAGGAUGAACUGUACCCUAUCGAGGCCAACGCUAGCUUCAUCGCACCGCAUGCUUGUGCGGCCCCUUUACCAAACGAGCCCAUUCUCAUCAAGAACACUGGCAGUGCAUUUGCAUCUACCAAACUGAAGGAUACUUCCAACGAGCUAGAUUGUAGAGACAGAGAUAUGGUGGUAAUUGGCAUGGAAGGCGCAAAAUGCAUCAACAGCACCGUGAGGGAUGGGAGCGAUUUAGGGUUAAACAUGAUAGUUGUGGUAGACGCAUGUGCGUCGUUCGGAAUUGAUUAUUUCAAGAAGGAGAAGGUAGACGCGGAGGAGGUACAUAAAGUGGCAAUGGGGAUCUUGGACGGCUAUGCUAGACUCGUUGAGACGGAUGAUCUAGUUGAAGAAUUGAGGAAAUGGGACGGGAAGAAUAGCCUCGGUUCCUAA